This is a messenger RNA of Aspergillus thermomutatus, 828 nucleotides long. RefSeq lists its product as uncharacterized. Bases 1 to 828 code for a protein of 275 amino acids. The transcript has 3 exons. The record is from RefSeq and is a predicted model, not a curated record. Lineage: Eukaryota; Fungi; Ascomycota; Eurotiomycetes; Eurotiales; Aspergillaceae.
AUGAGUUACAAACGCUUGAUUCUCCUCUCUCUAUAUACCGCUAUAGUACUCGGACAUGGCGAAGAGCAAGCCGAGGAUAUGGGCCCUGUCGCCUUUCUGUGGCCACCAGAUCGGCUUUGGGGCGCUGCUGAGUCACCUGUCUGGUAUGAAGUCUUCACCACUAACAUGUCCUACCAAGUCAAUGGUCAAUUAGCGCUUGUCGUCAAAGACGAGUCAUGGAAUGUACAGGUUGCGGUUUCCCAUAAAAAUAACCCAUUAAGCAAUGAUGACUUUGAGACCUUUAUCUCUGCCACGCGCAUCCCUGAUAUUGAGGUUGGACAUGAAUGCUACCCGGUUCCUAAUGUGCCCGCCGACGUCGAAGCAGGGUCGAACGCAACCUUCCAGAUCAAGUAUACAUCAGAUGAAGACGGAGCCGCCAAGAACGAGACAUACUACGCCUGUGCUGAUAUCAUCUAUGUGCCGACUAGUCAAUUCACCUACCAGGUGCCGUGUUUCAAUGUGACGGCUGAUGAGUUCACUGCAGUCACGACAACUGCUUCCGCGGGUUCAACCGCUACGGGAACUUCUUCUAGCUCGAUGGCCACCGCAAAAGAUGCAAAAAAGUCUAGCUCUGGUCUAUCCGGUGGCGCCAUCGCCGGCAUUGUGGUUGGUUCGGUUGCCGCGGUAGCAAUUGGGGCCAUCUUGCUGUUCGGAUACAGGAGGCUGCUACAGAAGUACCGCUUUAUGCGUCAAAAGGCGUCGACUCGUAACGUCAAUUGGGAUGGGAACAAUACUUUCCCUAGAAAUGAUGAUGCUCAGGAUGCUACGGGUCUUCGUAAACUUAAGUGA